This is a messenger RNA of Phytomonas sp. Hart1, 2584 nucleotides long. The record is from the annotation of a GenBank genome assembly. Lineage: Eukaryota; Euglenozoa; Kinetoplastea; Trypanosomatida; Trypanosomatidae.
GAUUCAGUAUUGUAGUAAUUAAAAAUUCAAUCCGUACACUGAGUAGUAUGUUCUAAUGACACUUUUUUCAUGCACUCCCUGCGUUCUGUUGUAGCGUGCAGCCACUUUCCAUCUGGAGAUCACACGCCGAACGGUUAGCUGGGCCACAGGGGUUUUUUUCUUUGGUUUUAAUAUAAUCGCGAGGUAUUACUAACCAGAGAAACUAAAUCCUACUUUUUACGGAAUAAAUCUAGUGAAAUUAUUAAAAAAAAAGGUAUGUACGUGUUGCCAUUUUAUUUUAUCUUUUUUUCUAUCUCUUCGUAAAAAUUCGUUGGGGCACUAACAAUUCCUUCCCAGAUCCUCUCUUAGUGUAGUGCACCCCUUCCAGAGCUUACGGCGGUUAAUCUGUCUUUUUCUCAAGCGUCGUUGUGAAGAUGGUAGGGGUGCCGCCGUCCUGUUCUUCUCGGUUCACCGCUAAUUUAGUAUUCUCUUUCCCUUGUUUCUCCCCACACUGUCUCUAGCUAAGCCUCAUAACAGACAUACCGAUACACCGAUACACUUCCCUUCUGCAGCCCACCGCCACAGCGAAUAGGUUGACGCACGUGAGAAGCCACAAAGCCAUUUGAAAGGAAUCCAACAAGGGACUGUUGCCAUAACGUCAAGAGGUUUUUUGCUUUUGAGGUGAGCCCCAGAAGCAAUCAAUCACUUCACGAUGGACCCAAUCGCGAGGCAUGUGGGCAUCCCUCACCCGUACGGCGUCGAGGAAGCGGAUCGGCAGCCCGACCGCACCUUCAGUACCGCCGAGGACGACGCCGGAAUUCUCCUCCACCCAAGCGCGAAGCGCCUCUUCGAUUACGCACCGGCGCUAUGCCGCAUUCCCAUCUUCGGCGAGGCCUGCGCGGCAUACGGCCCCGCGUGCGUCAUCAGCCUCGCUCUCUCCUACCUGCUUUGUAAGGGUAUCGCUUUUAAUAUUUUUACUUUCUCUCUCUACCCUAUGUUUCAAAUACGUUUUGGUAUAGAUGCUGCCCUCUACCAGCGGCUCUUAGCCGUUAUGAAGAUUGCUUGGGCCAUGAAGGCUUCUACUGCCAUGCUAUCCGAUACAUUCGCCUUCUUCGGUUACACCAAGCGCUGGUACAUGUUUGCCUCGUGUGUGGUGGGCGGUGUCUUCGCACUGCUCUACGGCCUGCUGCCAGCCAAUCCGUCAUCUGGUAACAUUGCUGCCGGUUUUGUAUUCCUGAGUAGCUAUGGUGUUGCCACUGUGGACAUUCUUUCCGAAGGCUAUUACAGCCGUCUUAUGCGUAAAAUCCCCGAGUCUGGGCCGGCACUGGUGAGCUGGGUCUGGUGGAUCGUGACCAUGGGGGGUUUCUUGGCUUCUAUCCUCCAGGGGCCGUUAUCGGAUCUUAAGAUGCCGGAAGUCGGUGUGUUCAUCGCCGCUGGGCUUCAGUUCCUUGCAUCUUUGAUCUACUUCUUCAAUCUGUACGGCGAGAAGAUGAACCGCGAGGAGCGCAUUGAGGACGCACGUAUUAUGCACAAGGAGCUACUCCUGGAGCUCGAGAAGGGGAAAGCCCUAUACAGUAAGGAGGGGAGGGAAGGCAGUCUCGAUGUGGAUCAGGGAAAGGCUCUACAGUUGUUGGAGGUGAGCCCAGAGUUUCUGCUGCCGCAGCCGAUCAUCUGUUGCCGUGGACUUAUCGAGAUCAACAAGGAGGUCGUCAUUCGGAACAACAGGAUUGUUGUAUACAGCUCUAUCAUAACAACCGCGGCCAUAAUCAUGGCUUUUGGCAACCUCUUCGCAGGUAAGCUAGGGUUGCUUAUUAUCUGCGUAGUGGUGUCGCUGGUGUGCUCCGUGAUGUCCUUCUGGGCACUGCCACUGAUUAUUGCAAAGGCUAAUGUCAUGGUUUAUUUUAGUAUGAUGCUAUACAUACAGCUACCAGGUCUCCUGGACAGCUUCUACCUCGCUAAAGAAAAUUGCCUUCCUGACGGGCCGCACUUCUCAAAUACUUUCUACAAUACUAUUGCUGUUGGUAUCAUCGGCAACCUGGCUGGUCUAGUCGGUAUCACGGCGUUCAGAUAUAUCUUCUUGAGGUGGAGAUACCGUUUAUGCUUGGUUGUAACAACCCUUCUAUGGGUGUCUGCCUCCGUCUUCGACAUUAUCAUGCUCAAGCGUUGGAAUGUAAAGAUCGGCAUUCCCGAUCACGCCAUGUACGUUUGUGGUGACGCCAUCAUUGGACAUAUGUGCCAUAUGGUUGCAAUCAUGCCAGUUAUGGUACUGGUGUCGCGUCUUUGCCCACGAGGCUCCGAAAGCACGGUGUAUGCGCUCUUAGCCGGCUUCGCCAACCUCGGUGCAGUCACCAGCAUCUCGAUAGGUGCCAUCCUCAUGGAGUAUGUGUGGCCCAUCAAAAGUGUUCCGCCGUGUGACUUCAAAAAUGGCCCGUGGCUCGUCAUUGUCGGUCACAUCCUCUUACCGCUCCUGAUCAUCCCGCUGACUCUGUUGCUGCCAAACGUCCGUGUGUGCGAUGACAUCGACAUCGAUGGCAACGUGAUAUCGAAAACGACACAAGAAGAGUCCCAUGUGAAGCCUGCCAAGGACAUCAACGAGGUCCACUGA